This is a messenger RNA of Biomphalaria glabrata, 1650 nucleotides long. Its product is annotated as alpha-1A adrenergic receptor-like. Gene Ontology annotation, cellular component: membrane. Lineage: Eukaryota; Metazoa; Mollusca; Gastropoda; Planorbidae. Gene Ontology annotation, biological process: adenylate cyclase-activating adrenergic receptor signaling pathway. The record is from RefSeq and is a predicted model, not a curated record. Gene Ontology annotation, molecular function: G protein-coupled receptor activity. The transcript has a single exon. Bases 1 to 1650 code for a protein of 549 amino acids.
AUGAACAAUUCAAGCUAUUGCCCAGUGGGAGAUACACACGUGAACAUCGCCAAUAGUCAGAAGGUGACCAUUGCACUGACCGUGAUGUGCAGUGUUCUGGCCGCUUACGUCUGUGUUACAAACAUUGCCGUUAUUCUUGCCCUGUGUCGUCGUAGUGCGCAGUCGCAGAGGGAUGGCCAUCGCACUUCCGGCGGAAGUAACAGCCCGCCAUGUCAUGUGCUUAUAGUCUCUCUGUCCGUCGCCGAUGCCGUUACUGGGUUCACCAACAUUCCUCUUGGGGCAUACGUCAUAGGCAACAGCGGAAGAUGGGCACUGGGCAAGGAGCUCUGCUUUAUCUGGAUUUGGCUGGACAAGGUUUUAUGCACAGUCUGCAUCUACCACGUGGCUUUAAUGGCUCUGGACCGAUGCAUUGCCAUCUGUAGACCUCUUUUUUUGUACCGCCUGAUGUCGAAGAAAACUACACUGACCCUCAUCGCCCUGUCUUGGCUUUUCCCCACUAUUAUCAGCACUAUCCUGAUUUCAGGGGCCUGGCAUCAUAGCGACAUCGACUGGCUGCUCAACUGCGCAGAACUGGCCGGUAUCUGCACACCAAUUUACAACCGGACUGACCUGAUUGCUAUGUCGAUUUUAGAUUUUUUCUUACCUUUUCUGUUUAUUUUAGUGUUAUACUUUCUAGUGGUAUUCAAGAUUUAUCGACUAGACACAAACCCAAUGCUUCAAGGUAGGCCUAAAAGGACUAAAAAAGAGGAAGUCAAUCCAAAAUCGCAUUCAGGGAGUGAUUUAGUACUUCGAAAAUGGUCACCGAGCGAAGAGAAUACAGACGAAGGCUUUGAUGCUAAAGUCUCAACCUCAGAACGAAUUCUACAGCCUGUUUGUGUUGUGCACACAAAGGAAUCACUUUAUGUGAUCGAAGGAACUUUAAAAUGUCUGCACCCUGAUUCGCGAAGCAACACAGCUUUAUUUGACCAUAGCAAACAAAGACUUGUUCUUGCAGGUGAAGAUCAUGGCCCUGGCGUGAAUGAUACGCAUACAAUUAUUUGCGAUUUUAAAGAUUUAAAGUGCGAGCGUGAUAAAGCGGUUGGAACUGGAGGCAGCGAAUCUUUAAAUACAGAUUCAGUCAGCAAAAUAAGAAAAUGUUUCAAAAAUACAAAAUAUGCCACGCACUGCUCAGAUGCUAGUGAUGUCACGGCAUUAUCAGUCACGAAUUCGGAUCAAUCCAUUUUUAAAUUAUCUUCAUCUAAUUUUAUCAGCAACUUAACUAGCGGUGCCGUUAAUGACAGGAGUGCGCUCAAAGUAUUUCAAAAUCGUCACAAGUACGUCAUUCCCGCUGAAAACGCUAACCGGAAGUCACGUGACAAGCCGGAAGCAUCCCCGACGAGAAUGAGAAGCAACCAGCAAAAUAAAACAAGCAAGGCGUUCACUACUAUCGGAUGUGUCGUUGUCUGUUUUACCGUCUGCUGGCUUCCAUUCAGCGUGUACAAUUUUGCACUUGUCUACAGUGGCUACAAGAUGGCUACUUGGCCGUUUCUGUUGUUCUGGUGGAUGGGCUACCUGAACUCGGCCAUCAACCCCAUUUUAUAUUGCUUUACUAGAUCUGUAAGGCAUGCAAUUGUCGCUCUAUUGAAACCGUCCAAACAAAGGAAGUUUUAG